Molecule: messenger RNA, 321 nt
Organism: Cygnus atratus (black swan)
Lineage: Eukaryota; Metazoa; Chordata; Aves; Anseriformes; Anatidae
Gene: CAMK2N2
Product: calcium/calmodulin dependent protein kinase II inhibitor 2
Biological process (GO): negative regulation of protein kinase activity
Molecular function (GO): protein kinase binding; calcium-dependent protein kinase inhibitor activity
Source: RefSeq, a predicted model, not a curated record
GCUCGGCACGGCACGGCACGGCCCGGCCCGGCCCGCUCGGCCCCGCCAUGUCGCAGGUGCUGCCCUACGGCGAGGACAAGGUGGGGCGCUACGGCGCCGAGCCCGAGGCGGGGGAGCUGCCCUUCAGCUGCCGCCUGCAGGACACCAACGCCUUCUUCGGGGGCAACCAGGGCAAGCGGCCCCCCAAGCUGGGACAGAUCGGCCGCGCCAAAAGAGUGGUGAUCGAGGAUGACCGGAUAGACGAGGUGCUCAAGGGCAUGACGGAGAAGUCGCCGUCGGGGGUAUAAACCCGGAGCCGCCGCCAGGACCCUCGGGCCCGGG